AUGCAGAAAAAGAUAAUAAAAACAUUUAUCAAAAGGAGAAUUUUGAAAAUAUAAUAAGUGACUUAGGCAGAUUCAAAAAAAAAAAUAUUGUCUUAAGAUAGUUAUAAUUCAACUAUAAAGAAUAAUUUAGCUGAUUCAAAAUAUCAUUCUUUUCAUUAAGAAAUAUCUCAAGAAAUAUUGCUAAAGGAUAAACAAAUUAAAAAAAUGAUUUUUCGUUUAACAAGGUAAAUUGAAGAUGAUUUAGAAAAUAAUGUUUUAAGAAUAUAAAAAAAUUCAGAAGAUUCCGACUAUUAUUUUAAUAAAGGUAAAAUUCAAAUGGAUGGUAUUUAGCUAUUACUCUAGAUAAAAUGAACAGAUUUGAAGAAGCGUUGGAAAAUUAUGAUUCAGCAAUAUAAAAUAAUCCAGAAAAUUCUUAUUAUUAUUUUAAUAAAGGUAUUCAAAAUGGAUGAUAUUUAGCUAUUACUCUAGAUAAAAUGAACAGAUUUGUAGAAGCGUUGGAAAAUUAUGAUUCAGCAAUAUAAAAUUAUCCAGAAAAUUCUGACUAUUAUUAUAAUAAAGGUAUAAUUCAAAAUGGAUGAUAUUUAAGCUAAAACACUAGAUAAAAUGAAUAGAUUUGUAGAAGCUUUGGAAAAUUGUGAUUUAGCAAUUUAAAAAAAUCCAGAAAAGUCCGAAUAUUAUGCUGGCAAAGGUAAAAUUCAAAUUGGAUGGUAUUUAGCUAUUACUCUAGAUAAAAUGAACAGAUUUGUAGAAGCGUUGGAAAAUUAUAAUUCAGCAAUAUAAAAAAAUUCAGAAAAUUCUUAUUAUUACUAUGGCAAAGGUAAAUUAAAAGUUGAUGAUAUUUAGCUAUUACUCUAGAUUGCAUGAACAGAUAUGUAGAAGCUUUAGAAAAUUAUGAUUUAGCAAUUUAAAAAAAUCCAGAAGAUUCUGACUAUUAUAAUGGCAAAGGUACAAUUCAAAUGGAUGAUAUUUAAGCUGAAACACUAGAUUGCAUGAACAGAUUUGUAGAAGCGUUGGAAAAUUAUGAUUCAGCAAUAUAACAUUAUCCAGAAAAUUCUGACUAUUAUUUUAAUAAAGGUAUAAUUCAAAAUGGAUGAUAUUUAAGCUAAAACACUAGAUAAAAUGAACAGAUUUGUAGAAGCUUUGGAAAAUUGUGAUUUAGCAAUUUAAAAAAAUCCAGAAAAUUCUGACUAUUAUAAUGGCAAAGGUACAAUUCAAAUGGAUGAUAUUUAAGCUGAAACACUAGAUAAAAUGAACAGAUUUGUAGAAGCUUUGGAAAAUUGUGAUUUAGCAAUAUAAAUAAAUCCAGAUAAUUUUGACUAUUAUUUUAAUAAAGGUAUAUUUCAAAAUGGAUGAUAUAUAGCUAUUACUCUAGAUAAAAUGAACAGAUUUGAAUAAGCGUUGGAAAAUUAUGAUUCAGCAAUAUAAAAUAAUCCAGAAAAUUCUGACUAUUAUUUUAAUAAAGGUAUAAUUCAAAAUGGAUGAUAUUUAGCUAUUACUCUAAAUAAAAUGAACAGAUUUGAAGAAGCUUUGGAAAAUUAUGAUUCAGCAAUAUAAAAUAAUCCAGAAAAUUCUGACUAUUAUUUUAAUAAAGGUAUAAUUCAAAAUGGAUGAUAUUUAGCUAUUACUCUAAAUAAAAUGAACAGAUUUGAAGAAGCUUUGGAAAAUUGUGAUUCAGCAAUAUAAACAAAUCCAGAAAAUUCUGACUAUUAUUUUAAUAAAGGUAUAAUUCAAAAUGGAUGAUAUUUAGCUAUUACUCUAAAUAUAAUGAACAGAUUUGAAGAAGCUUUCGAAAAUUUUGAUUCAGCAAUAUAAAUUAAUCCAGAAAAUUCUUAUUAUUACUAUGGCAAAGGUAAAUUAAAAAUGGAUGAUAAUUAGCUAUUACUCUAAAUAAAAUGAACAGAUUUGAAGAAGCUUUGGAAAAUUAUGAUUCAGCAAUAUAAAAUAAUCCAGAAAAUUCUGACUAUUAUUUUAAUAAAGGUAUAAUUCAAAAUGGAUGAUAUUUAGCUAUUACUCUAAAUAAAAUGAACAGAUUUGAAGAAGCUUUGGAAAAUUGUGAUUCAGCAAUAUAAACAAAUCCAGAAAAUUCUGACUAUUAUUUUAAUAAAGGUAUAUUACAAAAUGGAUGAUAUUUAGCUCUUACUCUAUAUAAAAUGAACAGAUUUGUAGAAGCGUUGGAUAAUUAUGAUUUAGCAAUUUAAAAAAAUCCAGAAAAUUCUCACUAUUAUGCUGGCAAAGGUAAAAUUCAAAUUGGAUGGUAUUUAGCUAUUACUCUAGAUAAAAUGAACAGAUUUGUAGAAGCGUUGGAAAAUUAUGAUUCAGCAAUAUAAAAUAAUCCAGAAAAUUCUGACUAUUAUUUUAAUAAAGGUAUAAUUCAAAAUGGAUGAUAUUUAGCUAUUACUCUAAAUAAAAUGAACAGAUUUGAAGAAGCUUUGGAAAAUUAUGAUUCAGCAAUAUAAAAAAAUCCAGAAAAUUCUGACUAUUAUUUUAAUAAAGGUAUAAUUCAAAAUGGAUGAUAUUUAGCUAUUACUCUAAAUAAAAUGAACAGAUUUGAAGAAGCUUUGGAAAAUUGUGAUUCAGCAAUAUAAACAAAUCCAGAAAAUUCUGACUAUUAUUUUAAUAAAGGUAUAAUUCAAAAUGGAUGAUAUUUAGCUAUUACUCUAAAUAAAAUGAACAGAUUUGAAGAAGCUUUGGAAAAUUGUGAUUCAGCAAUAUAAACAAAUCCAGAAAAUUCUGACUAUUAUUUUAAUAAAGGUAUAAUUCAAAAUGGAUGAUAUUUAGCUAUUACUCUAAAUAAAAUGAACAGAUUUGAAGAAGCUUUGGAAAAUUGUGAUUCAGCAAUAUAAACAAAUCCAGAAAAUUCUGACUAUUAUUUUAAUAAAGGUAUAAUUCAAAAUGGAUGAUAAUUAGCUAUUACUCUAAAUAUAAUGAACAGAUUUGAAGAAGCUUUCGAAAAUUUUGAUUCAGCAAUAUAAAUUAAUCCAGAAAAUUCUUAUUAUUACUAUGGCAAAGGUAAAUUAAAAAUGGAUGAUAAUUAGCUAUUACUCUAAAUAAAAUGAACAGAUUUGAAGAAGCUUUGGAAAAUUAUGAUUCAGCAAUAUAAAAUAAUCCAGAAAAUUCUGACUAUUAUUUUAAUAAAGGUAUAAUUCAAAAUGGAUGAUAUUUAGCUAUUACUCUAAAUAAAAUGAACAGAUUUGAAGAAGCUUUGGAAAAUUAUGAUUCAGCAAUAUAAACUAAUCCAGAAAAUUCUGACUAUUAUUUUAAUAAAGGUAUAAUUCAAAAUGGAUGAUAUUUAGCUAUUACUCUAAAUAAAAUGAACAGAUUUGAAGAAGCUUUGGAAAAUUGUGAUUCAGCAAUAUAAACAAAUCCAGAAAAUUCUGACUAUUAUUUUAAUAAAGGUAUAUUACAAAAUGGAUGAUAUUUAGCUCUUACUCUAUAUAAAAUGAACAGAUUUGUAGAAGCGUUGGAUAAUUAUGAUUUAGCAAUUUAAAAAAAUCCAGAAAAUUCUCACUAUUAUGCUGGCAAAGGUAAAAUUCAAAUUGGAUGGUAUUUAGCUAUUACUCUAGAUAAAAUGAACAGAUUUGUAGAAGCGUUGGAAAAUUAUGAUUCAGCAAUAUAAAAUAAUCCAGAAAAUUCUGACUAUUAUUUUAAUAAAGGUAUAAUUCAAAAUGGAUGAUAUUUAGCUAUUACUCUAAAUAAAAUGAACAGAUUUGAAGAAGCUUUGGAAAAUUAUGAUUCAGCAAUAUAAAAAAAUCCAGAAAAUUCUGACUAUUAUUUUAAUAAAGGUAUAAUUCAAAAUGGAUGAUAUUUAGCUAUUACUCUAAAUAAAAUGAACAGAUUUGAAGAAGCUUUGGAAAAUUGUGAUUCAGCAAUAUAAACAAAUCCAGAAAAUUCUGACUAUUAUUUUAAUAAAGGUAUAAUUCAAAAUGGAUGAUAUUUAGCUAUUACUCUAAAUAAAAUGAACAGAUUUGAAGAAGCUUUGGAAAAUUGUGAUUCAGCAAUAUAAACAAAUCCAGAAAAUUCUGACUAUUAUUUUAAUAAAGGUAUAAUUCAAAAUGGAUGAUAAUUAGCUAUUACUCUAAAUAUAAUGAACAGAUUUGAAGAAGCUUUCGAAAAUUUUGAUUCAGCAAUAUAAAUUAAUCCAGAAAAUUCUUAUUAUUACUAUGGCAAAGGUAAAUUAAAAAUGGAUGAUAUUUAGCUAUUACUCUAAAAGAAUUGAACAGAUUUGAAGAUGCUUUGGAAAACUGUGAUUAAGCAAAAUAAAAAAAUCCAGAAAAUUCUUCUAAGAUAUAUAAUCCUUAGAAGCAUUAAUGGUAAAAUUUAAAAGAAAUUAAUCAGCCUAAGAUUUUCUAAUCACCAAACACAUAAGAAAUAUAAAGAAACUAUAUAAAUUGUUAAGCUUAGUCUUAAUUUAUAAUAUGA
Paramecium octaurelia is the source of this 4419-nucleotide messenger RNA. NCBI's taxonomy places the organism in Eukaryota, Ciliophora, Oligohymenophorea, Peniculida, Parameciidae. The record is from the annotation of a GenBank genome assembly.